AUGUUCGACGACCUUCGGAGCUCACCCUACCUCCUACGUGUGUCUGACGAUGCCUGCCCCGACGAAUCCGUGUUCGUCUAUAAAUACCUUCGAGACCACCUUCUGUCUUUUGUCCAAAAUGAAGUUCCGCUUCCCAUAACCAAGCGAAUUCUCCGAGAUGCCCUGCGUGGAAUCGCUACUCUGCAUGGCAAAGGAAUUGUUCAUACCGAUAUCAAGGCGAACAACAUCUUGAUAGAAUGGAAGGACCAGGAUGGCGAAAUGGCAGUUGAGCAAGUGCAGGUUGCGGACAUUGAGGAUGCGGCCUAUGUACCCAAAGGUUCUGUUAUUAGGGGAAGGCAAGUCGGAAACUGGAUGUGGCGAAGUCCAGAGGCGCACGCAUCGGCUGACGUGCACACGCCGUCAGAUAUGUUUUCUUUUGGUCUUGUGUGCAUCUAUGCCAUGACGAAACGAGUGGUACUCGCAGUAGACGAAGAAGAGAUUCCAGAGGGCAUCGAACUCUUGGACAUUGUUCUCGAACGUCAGCUUUCUUACUUCUCUGAUCUAGAGGGUAUAGAUGGUCUGAUUCAGUACCUUGGCAACAGUCCCUGGGCUCAACUCAUUGCGAUGGUAGCAGCGGACUUCAAUGCGGACAACCCAAGACGGCCAUUUGCAUUGUGGCAGGACAUCGACCCUGAAUUCAAGGACCUUGUCGUACGGAUGAUGAAUGUGGACCCCACUCGGCGGCUCACAGCUAACGAGGCAUUGGCACAUAAGUGGUUCUCAGACGUUCCGCGAUGA
This is a messenger RNA of Didymosphaeria variabile, 777 nucleotides long. RefSeq lists its product as uncharacterized. Gene Ontology annotation, cellular component: cytoplasm; nucleus. NCBI's taxonomy places the organism in Eukaryota, Fungi, Ascomycota, Dothideomycetes, Pleosporales, Didymosphaeriaceae. Gene Ontology annotation, biological process: mitotic DNA damage checkpoint signaling; protein phosphorylation. The coding region runs from base 1 to 777 and encodes 258 amino acids. Gene Ontology annotation, molecular function: ATP binding; protein serine/threonine kinase activity. The transcript has 2 exons. The record is from RefSeq and is a predicted model, not a curated record.